AUGGCAGUCUCCAAGGCGCCGCCACGGCAGUCGCUGACGGUUGUCGACAACCGCACGGGCAAGACGUACGAGCUCCCCAUCACCAACAACUCGGUCCUCGCGACGGACCUCAAGAAGAUCAAGGCGGCCACCGCGCCGAAAGACCGCGCCGAGGACGAGACGGAGCAGGGCAUCCGCGUGUACGACCCGGCCUACAUGAACACGGCCGUCAUCCAGAGCAAAAUCACCUACAUCAACGGCCUCGAGGGCAUCCUGCGCUACCGCGGCUACCCCAUCGAGCAGCUCGUCAACAAGUCCAACUUCCUCGAGUCUGCGUACCUGCUCGUGUACGGCGAGCUGCCCACCAAGGACCAGGGCCGAGCCUGGACCAACGAGGUCAUGCACCACACCUUUAUCCACACCGACAUUGAGAACAUGUUCAAGUCGUUCCGUUACGACUCGCACCCCAUGUCCAUGCUGACCUCGGCCUUUGCGACCCUCGGCGCCUUUGCUCCCGAGGCGAACCCGUCUCUCCAGGGCCAGAAGCUGUACACGGCUGCGGCCUCGGGCGACCCAGAGGCCCUCAAGACCCUCGACAAGCAGAUCAUCCGCAUCAUCGGCAAGGCCCCGACGCUCGCUGCCGCCGCAUACCGCAUGCGCCAGGGCCGUCCCUUCAACCGCCCGGCCCAGGGCUUGUCGUACACGGGCAACUUCCUCUACCUCCUCGACAACCUGUCCGGCUACGAGUACCGCCCUCAUCCGGUCCUCGAGAAGGCCCUGGACGCCCUCUUCAUCAUCCACGCCGACCACGAGGUCAACUGCUCCACCGCCACCGUGCUGCAGGUCGGCUCGUCCCUAGUCGACCCGUACAGCGUGGUGGCCUCUGGCUGCGCCGCGCUCUACGGCCCUUCGCACGGCGGCGCCUCCGAGUCGGCGAUCCGCAUGCUCAUCGAGAUCGGUUCCCCCGAGAACGUGCCCGCGUUCAUGGAGAAGGUCGAGAAGCGCGAGCGCGUGCUCGUCGGGUUCGGCCACCGGGUGUACAAGAACGUGGACCCGCGUAGCACCGCCAUCCGCCAGCUCGCCGAGGACGUCUUCAAGGUCACGGGCCGCAACAAGCUGCUCGACACGGCCCUCACCCUCGCCGACUACGCCCGCAAGUCCGAGUUCAUGCGCUCCCGCAACCUCUACCCAAACGUCGACUUCUACUCGGGCCUCAUCUACCAGGCCAUGGGCUUCCCGCUCGACUUCUACCCCGUGCUCUUCGCCGUGCCCCGCUGCGUCGGCUGGCUCGCCCACUGGAGGCAGCAGAUGCUCACAAAGUCGGGCGUCAAGAUCUGGCGGCCCCGGCAGCUGUACGUCGGCGAGGGCGAGCGUGACUAUGUCGACGAGGACGCGCGCAGGGAGAAGGCCGGGGCGACGGUGUUUGAUGCGCCCGUCGAGGUCAGCCACGGCGGGGACAGCAGGCGGAAUAUGCUGGCUUCGUACAAGGACGAGACGGGGCAGCUGUGGAGCAAGGCGAAGUUGUAA
Messenger RNA from Microdochium trichocladiopsis, 1506 nucleotides. RefSeq names its product peroxysomal citrate synthase. Lineage: Eukaryota; Fungi; Ascomycota; Sordariomycetes; Xylariales; Microdochiaceae. Gene Ontology annotation, biological process: tricarboxylic acid cycle. The transcript has a single exon. Bases 1 to 1506 code for a protein of 501 amino acids. The record is from RefSeq and is a predicted model, not a curated record. Gene Ontology annotation, molecular function: acyltransferase activity, acyl groups converted into alkyl on transfer.